AAUUACAAGGAGAUUAUGUACUUGACAAUUACCUCGAACUGCCCACACUCGCCGUGAUAUCAAAGACACCUUGAUCAGCUUGCCACUGUCAGCCUGGUCAUAUAUUGCAUCGUGGACCGUCAACCUUUGACAUUCACUGCUCUCCGAGCAACACAAUUCUUUCGUGAAAGCCGCUGAAACACCAGGAGCUGUUGCGCUCCCAUCCUGUGUGUACUCGACACUGUUACUAUACUUAGCUACCAAGGUUUCACUCCAGCGCAUCCACUACCAACACUCGCCACCAUGCCUGGCCGUCUACUUUCCAGCUUUGUCCGCCCUUCCAUCUCUCACCAUUCAUCCGUCUCUAACUCCAACACCUCGUCUUCCUCGUCCGUGAACGAGAUUCCGAACAACACGAUGGCCUCCAAGAAACCAUCCACCCAUCUGAGCGCUGACCGAGCCCGCUCACCCGAACGUCGGCUAUCGUUCGCCAUGGAGCAUCUCAUUCAUCCCCACCGAGACCACAGCAAAGAGAAGCGCCGAAGCCAUGGCCGUUCUGCCCGUUCCAAGGAGCGUGCCGCUCACGAUCACAGUGCCCAUGCCUCCGCGAAGCUUGAUGUUAUCGUUGAAUCCCCGCCCCUCGUCUGCUACGGAACCCCGGCCAGUUCAACUGGCGCCUUGUUCUCCGGCCGUCUCAAGAUCACCGUUACUGAAUUAGCCGGCAUGAUCACGCUUGAUACUUUUGACAUGCGUCUAAUGAGCAAAUUGACCACCAAGAAACCAGUUUCGAGGGAUUGCUCCAACUGUGCUUCGCGAACCGAGGAGUUGACUCACUGGAAUUUCCUGACCGAGCCCCUCGCCCUCAAGAGCGGCGACCAUGAGUUCCCCUUCAGCUACCUCGUCCCCGGCCAUUUGCCCGCUUCAUGCAACGGCUCGUUGGGUCAGAUUGAAUACUUCCUCUCUGCACGUGCCCGCACCAUCGCUGGGGAAGAGUUCACCUACAAGAUGCCACUGCACAUCAAGCGUGCUAUUCUCCCCGGCAACGAUAAGUCUUCCAUUCGGAUCUUCCCUCCUACCAACCUUACCGGCCGCAUUGUUCUUCCAUCUGUCGUUCACCCCAUUGGCACUUUCCCCGUGCAGAUGACCUUGAGUGGAGUAGUCGAUAAAGGUGAAGAGACUCAAACCCGCUGGCGUUUGCGCAAGAUGAUGUGGCGGAUUGAGGAACAUCAGAAGAUCGUCUCUACAGCCUGCGCCAAGCAUGCACACAAGAUUGGCGGCGAGGGCAAGGGUGUUCUGCAUCAAGAGACCCGGAUCAUUGGUCACAACGAAGAGAAGGAUGGCUGGAAGACCGAUUUCGACACCGCCGGCGGUGAAAUCAGUAUGCAAUUUGAAGCCAGCAUCAACCCGUCUUGCAACCCUGUGUGCGAUCUCGAAGCCUCCGGCGGUCUGGAAGCGCGCCACAACCUCGUCAUCGAAUUGAUCGUCGCAGAAGAAUUCUGCCCCAACCGCAACACGAGACUCAUCACCCCCACCGGCGCAGCGCGCGUUCUGCGCAUGCAGUUCCACUUGCACGUCACUGAACGAAGCGGGCUCGGUAUCAGUUGGGACGAGGAAAUGCCGCCAGUGUACGAGGACGUUCCUGCCAGCCCCCCGGGCUACACUAUGCUGGACGGAAGCAGCAUUAUGGAAGACUACCACGGAUCUCCUCUACACCUCCCGGAGUACGAAGAGCUCGACCGCAUGGAGUCUCUGCGCCUAGAUAGCGACUCAACACACUCAUCCUCGACGCGCAGUCGAACACGUCUCACACCCGAUGACUUGUCGGCCGAACCGGCAGAGUUCGACACGAGAAACCCCGCUGCUUCUCCUGGCGAUGCCUAGGUCUAGAUCGAGACCGACUCCAUUACGCCGCUUUUACCCCGCAUUCUUCAACUAUUGGGACUCAACCUCCCGAUGCCUUAUGAUUUAUGACUGCUUACGAACUCAAAAUGAUUUUCAACUCAGCUCCGGGGAAUAUUCCUGUCCUGAUGCACUCUCAACAGUUCCUCGAAGAUUGGGA
Aspergillus homomorphus CBS 101889 is the source of this 2038-nucleotide messenger RNA. Its product is annotated as alpha-arrestin. Bases 283 to 1860 code for a protein of 525 amino acids. Gene Ontology annotation, biological process: ubiquitin-dependent endocytosis. Lineage: Eukaryota; Fungi; Ascomycota; Eurotiomycetes; Eurotiales; Aspergillaceae. The record is from RefSeq and is a predicted model, not a curated record. Gene Ontology annotation, cellular component: cytoplasm; cytosol; plasma membrane. Gene Ontology annotation, molecular function: ubiquitin protein ligase binding; protein-macromolecule adaptor activity. The transcript has a single exon.